AUGACUGCGCAAGAGCAAAAGGAGGCCCCGGCCGUGGAGAUUGUGCGUGCAGCUCUGUCGGGCGACGCGACGGCGAACACGCCCGCCGGCCAGCGUCGUGCGGCGCUGCGUGCCGAGCUGGACUCUCUGCGCAGCGAGCAGGCGGGACGCAAGGGAACGCGCGGCAAGGUGUUUGACGAGAUGAAGCAGCUCCAGGACACGAUCGCUGCCAAGGUCAAGGCGCUGCAGGCGGACAAGGCGAAGGCGCCCUUCAAGUCGGCCUCGGAGCUGGACGCGCGCGUCGCGCAGAUCGAGGCACAGAUUGAGACGGGGUCGAUGAAGAUCGUCGAGGAGCGCAAGGCGCUGAACGAGAUUCACACGCUCAAGCGCACGCGCAAGACUGUCGAGCAGUUUGGCGCCCAGCAGGCUGAGAUUGAUGGCCUGCGCGCGCGUGUCAAUGAGCUGCGUAGCACGCUCGAUGAUCCCGAGGCGGCGGCUGCUCACCGCCGCUACGACGAGAUUAAGCAGGAGCUUGACGCGCUCGCGAAGGAGCAGGAGAAGACCGUGGGCAGCCGCUCGAAGCUGCAGGCGCAGCGCAACGCGCUGAGCAAGAAGCUCGAUGAGCUGUACCAGGCGCGCCGCGACCGUGCGGCUGCGUUCCACGCGGAGAACGACAAGUACUUUGCGCGUGUGCACGCCGAGCGGGAGCGCCGCCAGGAAGCGCAGCGGAAGGAGCGUCUUGAGGCGGAGCAUGCGCGCCAGGUACAGGAAGAGCAGGAGCUGCGCGAAGAAGCAGCGCUGCCCGCGUUUGCCAAGGAGAUUGAUGACUGCGACCAGCUCAUCCGCUACUUCAGCGGCAAAGGCGACGAGGAGAAGGCCUCGACCACAACUAGCACGGCCGUGCCGGCUGAUCGCAUGCCCAGCGCCGACGUUCCCGAGGGUGCUGUUGUAGUGCCGAAGAAGAGCGAGGAGGAAGACUACUUUGCGGGUACCGCCAAGAAGAAGGGCAAGAGCCGCAAGGGCCGGGCGCAGGAUGCGGACGAGAGCGGUGCGCUGCACGUGCCAUUCGGCAUGCUCUCCGCGCUGCUCAGCCUCAGUAUUCCGCCGCCCGCGAACCAGGCCGACCUGCCGCGCGUCGUGGAGAACAUCCGACUGAAGCGCGAGUACUUCGUGUCGAACCAGGCGCGCCAGACCGCGGAGAACAUCCGCAAGGCCGACGAGAAGAUUGCUGCGCAAAAGUCGAAGCGCGAGGCACAGAAUGCAUAA
Molecule: messenger RNA, 1245 nt
Organism: Malassezia sympodialis ATCC 42132
Lineage: Eukaryota; Fungi; Basidiomycota; Malasseziomycetes; Malasseziales; Malasseziaceae
Gene: BFR1
Exons: 2
Coding region: 1-1245 (414 amino acids)
Biological process (GO): intracellular mRNA localization
Cellular component (GO): endoplasmic reticulum; nuclear outer membrane-endoplasmic reticulum membrane network; ribonucleoprotein complex
Molecular function (GO): mRNA binding
Source: RefSeq, a predicted model, not a curated record